Messenger RNA from Pocillopora meandrina, 11975 nucleotides. The record is from the annotation of a GenBank genome assembly. NCBI's taxonomy places the organism in Eukaryota, Metazoa, Cnidaria, Anthozoa, Scleractinia, Pocilloporidae.
AUGGCUCCGAUUCUCGGCUACUGGAACGUACGAGGGGUAAGAAUAAUUUCAAACUUGUUUAAUUUUGUCUUCAUUUUAUUAACUAUCCGUUUUGCAUUGCUGACAAGAAAAUUAUUCAAAGGGCAACGACCGAACAGCCAUAGAGGGCGACGCAGUUGAAAUGCGAGUUAAGCGGACUUACCGAGACAUGUCUAAGUCUGCCUCUGGGAUGAAUUUUGUCACUUCAGGGGAACCGCUCUUCUGCCCAGUUGGGUAAACGUCCUCAGGUUUCUCGUAAGCUUCAGAGGCAAAAGUUAGGUAGUGGGCAGUAACUCAUCUUACGCCUGGGUCUAUAUUUAGUUUUUUUUAUUGUUUACCUUCUCUGUUAAUCAAAUUUGAAUUAAAAUGGAAAAUUUUGCUAUUUUUACGUGCUAAACAGUGUGGCUAAGUAAAUACCUGCAUCGCUAGGCAGAUUGUGUCAGCGAUGGCGAUCCUAUUGUCCAACGAUGUUGUGUAAGGAUGUUAGCUGCAAAGACUGUGAGGUAGAAACUCGUUUAAUAGGUUACUUGACUAAAGAUUUCAGCACCUGGGUCACGCACACCAAAAGUUUCGUGGCAUAUCACUCUAGUUUUGCAAACGAACAGUGUAACAAUUCCAAAGCUUCACAAAAGCGAAAAAAAAAUGAAAGAUUUUCCCCUUCGAGGCAAUGAAAACAAUCAUAGGGGGUGAUGUUAGUCAUGCAUGUUCAAAUCUUCGCACAGACACAGUCUAUGUUUGAACAAUACAUGAACCUUUGAAUUAAAGUUUUGCGUAACUAGUUAACAAACUUCGAUCUCAAGGCAAACAAACUUAAGAUCGAAAUAAAAAACAAGGUUAAUGGACUAAAGAACAUUUAAUUUAUGGAUUGUGCUUAUUUAACCUUACGUAUUUUUUAAAUUUAUUUCGUCGUAUUGUAGGUUUUUGUCAUGUAACGUCUUUUGUUUUGCAAGAUAAUUUGUAGGUUUUUUAUGUUUCGUUUGUUCUAUAAUUGUAAAAAAAACAUGUUUUGUGUAAUUCGUUCAAGUUUAUUCGAAGUCGUGUUCGAAUUUAUUCGAGGUCGUUCAAGAUUAGUUCGUUCGAGAUCGGUAAUUUUGUGCUAAGUUUAACUUUGUUAUUCAUACUUAGUUCGAGUUAAUAAUAAAAUGUUCAACAAGUGAACAUUUUUUAGUAGCAGGGCGAGGUUUUUCAUCACAGUUCAGCGUGGUUAUUAUCACGGAUCUUCGAGGUUAGCGUUAAAUCAAUGGAUGUAAAUACGGGCGGAAAUUUGGGUAGAGUUGCGGAUGAAACUACGGGCGAGGAUAAGGAACUUAUCAAGAGCAUAAAGCAGAACAAAGCAAGGACUAAAUCGGCAUUUAUCAGGAUAGAGAAAAAAGCUGCUGCACCUUAUAGACGAGGAAGAUUAUCCACGUCGGCGGGAAGUUAGAGAAGUUUGUUGAAAACUUAAUGUCGCGCAGGAACGCGCUAAGAAGACAAUGCAACUGUCGUCGGACGAGUAUUUACACCUUGAUGAAAAGGACAAACGCAGGAAACUUGGAGAAGAAAUGGAAGAACUGGAAAUGGAAUUUUCGGGAGCGAGAGAAAAGGCUAAUGAAUAUUUGGAAAGUUGUAAGGACGAACUCUUAAGUUUGGCAACUGAUGCUUCAGAAGAGACUCGCCUUCGUCGAAUCGAAGAAAGAGCGGCGCAUAAGAGUGUGGAGAAAUUUGUAGAGGACAAAUUCCAUUCCUGUCUUAGGUGGAGAUAAACGACAGUAUGAAGGGUGGAAAGAGCAAUCACAACAGACUGUUACACAACGAUAUGCGGCCAACCAAUCACAUUGAGCAAACAGAUAAUCGCCAGUCGAUGGAUCGUGGUGAAGAAGAUGGGGGUCAAAAUGAAAGAGAAGCUGAUACUAUUGGCCAAGAAAGAAGUCCACUGGUUAAUUCUUCUCCCUAGGUCACGGAAGAGUAAAUAUUGGAAAGGAAACGCACUACCACAACAGUUUCUGCACCCGCCGAUCGCGUAAUAAUCGUAGCAUUGCGCACAGUACCAGUGAUUCUGAAGUAUGGUAAUCGGAGAAUUAAAGUGAAUGCAUUACUAGACGAGGCAUCUACAAAGACUUAUAUAUAUGCCGACGUAGCAGCUGAAUAAGGUCUCCAAGGGCAGCCCUAGAAAGUAACUGUAAACAUUCUCAAUGGUCAAACAGAGACGUUCGAGAUUACGCCAGUAGAAGUAGAACUUGAAAGCUUAGAUGGAAACGUGAAGACGAAGCUAAGUGCGUUUACUUCAGAGAGAGUCACAGGAGACGUUGAAGUGAUGAGUUGGAAGAAACAUGCAGUGAAGUGGAGUCACCUGAAAUUGAUACAGUUUUCAAAUCUUGGUAUUCGCUCCAUAAUGGAUUUGCUGAUUGGAGUCGACUACGCCGAGCUACACUUCCCAUUUAAGGACAUUCGAGGAAAUCCCGGCGAGCCGGUGGCUAGACUAACCCACUCAGGAUGGAGCUGCACCGGACCUGUUAGUGGCUUGAAACGUGGUAGCUAGGGGAAAGAGUGCCGACACAAACGAAAUCAGAAGAUUACUUCAUGAGUCCUGAAGACCAAUGUGCACUAGAGAAAGUCGAGAAGUCUCUUAAGAACGUGGAUGGUAGAUAUCAAGUGGGAAUUCCAUGGAAGGAAGACAAUCCAAUUUUACCAGACAAUUAUGAAAUGGCCCUAAGAAGACUGAUAAACACAGAGAGGCGCCUAUUAAAAAGCCCCGAGUGGUACCUACCUCAUUUUCCUGUAGUACGACCGGACAGAGCCCCAACUAAAACUCGCAUAGUCUUCGAUGCUACAGUUAGAUACGAAGAAGUCUCCUUAAAUGACGUCAUUUAUUAAAGACCAAAGUUUCAGAGAGAUUUGAACGAUGUCUUACUCCGGUUCAGAAGAUACCCUGUUGCACUUAUCUGUGAUAUUGCUGAGAUAUACUUGAGAAUUGAAGUUGCGCCAAAGGAUCAAUUGUGUCAAAGGUUUCUGUGGAGAUCACUGGAUCAACGGUGAACUAGCAAUUUCCUUUUACGUGUAAAAACAUGCCUUCUAAAUAAAGCCUAAAUAUUAAACACCUUGGGAUCGUCGUAAAGUUCAGACGGACACCUGCAGUCUCUGUAGAAAUAAAUUAAGUUUGACUCUUGGUUCAACUUAACCAUUGAGUCUAACGGGUUGAGAAAGUCAGGGAGUUGUACUACCAAGGCAAAGGUUUUUAAAGACUAUGUUUUCUUUUUCAGAAAUAGAUAAAUUAUUUAACUCAUGUAUAAAUUCCAUCUACCAGAAGGCAAAUCCAAUGGUGGAUUUUAAGAGGCACAAUCAUGGAGUUCAAAUCUGAACAACCUAGAAUAUAAACCAGUUUAUCGGUUAAAUAGGAUCAUUGUCGGAAAUAGAAUCAUUAGGAUAAAUAUCCAGUGCUUAAAACUUUUCGGUUAGGCCUUUAUUUAUAAAAAUAAAUGAGUGCAUAAAAAACGAGAAUAACUCUUAUUCCAAGGAUACAUAUUUGUCACUAUUAUUGACAGAUUGCUGAACCAAUUCGCUAUCUGAUGGCUUAUACUGGAACAAAGUGCGAGUACUGUGACUACGUGACUGGGGACGGUAAGUACAUUCUUGGAGGCUGUAGUGAUCACUCGAACUUUUGCUUGUUAGAAUAUUAACUUUAAUCGGUGAAACUCAACUCAUAUAAAACUCUACUCGAAAACUCGUGUUACAUGUAAUCAAACUCGUGUUACGCUUGGGAGUGAGGCGGUUUCAACAGAGGCUGAAUAAGAAAGAAAUGAUAAAAUGAAUGUAACUUGACAGCAAUCCGUUGUGUAAGUUACGGAUAGAUUCCAUGUUACCGUGCUUCUGUUCAGUAACAGAUCACAGCUGAAGUUGGCAAAAUGUGGUUAGAACAAAAAAGUUGCGGACACGAGGCGCAGCCGGCUGUGCAACCGAUGUUCUUAUCACAUUCUGUCGUUUUCUGUGAUCUGUUACUGAAAAGAGCACGGUAACAUAAAAUCAAUUUGUUUUAAAUGAUAAAAAGGCAAAAUUGUUAGUAAUGGUGAGGUCAUUCAUGCGUCUGUCUUCCGAUAGACAAAAAACUAACAACCGAUCAAAAUGCGUGUAGGAUUUACCUCAUUAGACUCUGCUGUUUACCCGUGCUAUGCUAACUGACAGUGAUCGCCGUCUGUUGAUAUUUGCAGCACCUGAUUAUGACAAAAGCGGUUGGUUGUCUGUGAAAGAGACGUUAGGACUGCCCUUUCCGAACGUAAGUGAUGGCCGACCCUUAAACCCUUUACACCCCUACAUCAGUCUGCAUAUUCUCCAUAGUUUUCUCUACACGUUUGUUAUGAUGUUGACAAGGAGAAUUUGUCAAUUAAUCAAGAGCUUCUUUAGUUAGGAUUCCUUUCCUUAAUUUUCAUGCCUUAAAUGUUUGAUUGAUAGGUGAUAAUGUCAAGAGAAAUUAGACGCUAAAUAAACUAGAUUUUCUGCUUGUCUACAUGUCCAAAAUAUUUCUUUUUUUCCUCUUCAUUAUUGAUGAAGUGUACGAAUUUCGGGAGAGAAUCAGAUUUUUUGGUACUGUUUAUCUUUCAGUUACCCUAUUACAUCGACGGGGAUGUGAAGUUAACACAGACGACAGCGGUAGGCAAUGUUGCAUGUGUUUUAAGAUCACAUAAACUGACUCAUGAAAAAUAUUACAAUUUAGUGUGUACUAUAACAGUGGAUAACGUUGAAGGUGCCCUCUGAUUGGCUACUUAAACUUCAAAUAUCCUUCACUAUUUACCUCCGAGAAACUCGCGCGGAACUUGCGCCCGAUGACAUUUUAAUUGUUGCAGGAAUUAAGGACUGUAUAAUUUGUGGAAAAAUCACGCAAUUUCAAACGACAUCGACUCAAAACGUUCCUCGAGUCGUUGCUUUUAAGGUCUUAAUUUGCAUCCUCUAGUAACGGGCUUUGUGCACGCUUUUAGCUAUAUCUUUUUUUCCUUCGAUUAAUUUUUUAAUUUCUCCAUUUUAAAGGGGAUGAUUUGAACGCCAAAAUUAUGCAAUAAAAAAUAUAGAUCAACGUGCUCGUUCAAGAGCUAAAAACCAUCGUAUCUCUUUGCCUGAUCCAUUGAUUGAAAAAAAUACCGUGUUCUCGGAGUGCGCGCUCGCUUAUUCACUUCAUCACGUUAUUUUUAUGCGCGCUGCAGGAUGCGCAAUAAAAAUCAUCUUUUUGUGCUAUAUUAUCUCAAUCUUUUUUCCUUUGACCUCUCUCUUGACAAGACGAAAAACAUCUUUCUCUAUUUCUUUACCGAGCUCAAAACUUACCAUCUCUCUUAUUUCUAUCUACAAACAUGACGCUAUCGACAUUGCUGAUCCUAGCAGUAUGCAGGACGCGUGUCAUAUGAACUUCGUAAUAGCCCUCGCUCACCGUGGAGUCUGUGGCUCAGUGGUAGAGCAUCGGAGCGCGGAAUCCGCAGGUCUGAGGUUCGAUUCCUCAGGGGGACUCAGAGUUUUUUCUUUGUCCCACGCUCGUGACAAGACGAAAAGCAUCUUUCUCUAUCUCACUCUUUAAGUACAUAGUUUAACAGCUAUUCAUGUUAGUGUCAGUGGCUAGCAGCGAAUAUUUACCUCGCUUCUUUGCGGUUCAUUAAAUAUCUACUUCAGUGAAUAGUUGUUCAUUAUUCAGUUAAUCAAAUAAUAUCAAUUAAUUUAUUCAUGUGGAUCAAACCACCUCAUACCACAAACGGUAUUCUACGGUUUACAGCAAAAGCCAAGCUUUUUCCCACAGUAUUAUGUCACUGUGAACAACUGGUCCAGACGGAGAAUUACAAUAUGGAGCCUGUUUCUGAUCAAACUAAAUCAGAGUCCUCGAUUUAUAGUGCUGAACAAAAAGAUCCGCGUAGCAUUGGAACAGGACAAGGAGAGAGAGAGAGGGAUAACUUAUUUAUUUUAACGAAUGUAUUUUGUCUUCCCAGAUUAUUCGGCACAUCGCCCGAAAGCACAAUCUGUGUGAGUGUUCUUUUUUUCUUGACAGUUAACUGAAUAUUAAACUUAUUUAUCGUAAGUUUUUUCUUUUUAAAUUUAUUUUAAUUACGAAAGAAAAUACAAAACAAAACAAAAACAAAACAGAAAAUUAAUUACUAACAGAGUUACUGAAGAGACACUACUUACGUUACAAUAGUUGCGCUAAUUACAAUGAUACUUUACUUGCAUUUCUGUUACUUACAUUAAAAACACUAACGCUAUUUACAUCACAAUACUAACACUAUAUACAAUGGUAUCACAAGUUACACAGCUUAUACUCUAAAACCUAAAUUACAGAGGCUAAUUGCAUUUUGGUAUUUCUUCUACUCCGUUAUUUUCAUUUUAUAAAUUCUUUUCUUUUUUCUUUCUUUGGGGAGAAAACAUAUUCUACACAAAGUAUACUAUUUUAAUAUAUGUUUUACAUGUAAGAGAAGUAUUGGUUAGGGAGUCAAGGGCUCAGGAGACCUGAUCAAGCAAGGAUAGAAAAGGCUUCCAUUUUUUUGUGUUGCUUAGUGUCCUAGUUCUAAGUGAUAUAUAUGUUUUGGAUGAAUCAAGAAGUUGUUUCGAGUGGGAUAAAGUUCUUUCGAUCGACAUAUCCAAAUAUAGUGUUUAGCCAAUAGGCAGCAAAGAGUUAUUUGAAGUUUGAAUUGGAGCUGUCAGGCAUAAGACUCGAAGCGGUUUCUAUGCGUAGUUGGUUGUCUGUUGGGAGAAUCUGACACGACUGAAGCCAUGUCGCAAGAUUCUACUAGAAUAUUUUUGUUUUUUAGCAUCGCCAGAAUAAGUGCAUCAGAUCUUCUUUUUCGUUAUGACAAAAGGUGCAUUUUCCGUUCUGUCUAAUUCUCAUUUUUCAGUAAAUAUCUAUUAGUCGUAAGCCGUCUUUGUAAAACCUGAAAUUGAAAUCUAUUAUUUAGACUUCCCUAUGCACACGGCAGAUGUUUGAUAGACUUUCCUCCAAUCAACGUUUCUAUUGGUCGUGGAACCGAUAUCUUUGUGCCACUUCUCUUGACAUGAUAUUUAUCGUAUUUGCCUUCUCUUAACAUAUGGAUCAUUUGCUGAAAUUGUUUAAGAAACAUUUCAAAUGCAAAUGGCCUGAGCGAUUGAACUUAAGAGACUUGUAAACAUCGGUUGAUUUCGUCGGUGGCAAGCCUUAACCCCUAUAUAUACCUCUCUCCGCGAAUUCGUGGUUUCGAAAGCUGAAUUCCAUCGGAGCAAUUUCUGAGAAUCUGGAAAUAAAUACUUGAUUGUGAAACUUUAAGUAUCUCAAUGGGAUGAUGGCUUUUACAGCUAACGGUUAAAAUUUGACCAUUUUUACAGCCAACAGUGAACUUCUUUCCGAUACGUUUGAAAGAAACGUUGUUAGUACGGUGAACUUUUCUGACGAGUAACGGUUAAAAUGUUCAGUUUUUACGCCUAAGUACUAAAUUGUGUAUACGGUCUCCCAUCCAUGCCUCGUUAAUCUCUAUCAGGUCUCUACUGUCGAUUAGUUUCCAAAAGGUCUGGAUAGAAGCAGAUAUGUAACGAAUUUAAGGAAACGAACGACACUUCUUAAAAACAUGUUUCGACAGUUCUAUUGUCAUCUUCAGUUCUGAAUAUUAUAAAGUACAAAGUUGAAUUUAAAGUGUGUAACAAAACUCUUAUUGGACAAAACAAAUUAUAGCAACAGAACAAUGAAUCGAGAAGUUACCUUUUAGCUGCGAUCCUAGAGUAUGAAGGGGAAACGUCCUAAUGUAAGAGGGAUCGUAAAAAUCAGGAAACAUUAAGAGACAUCCACUUACCUAAAUGUAGUGUUACACUUAUUGUUUAAUUCCUAUCCUCCUAAAAGUGAGUCGGUACUUUACCCUAUACAUAUUAACAUCAGUAUGCAUUUUCUCCAUACACUUACUCACUCAAUCAUGCCCAUUAUGCCGUGUGGCACGUAGGGCGGCUUUUUGUGCUGUCUCCGUAACAUGGGUGUUUUACGGGAAAGGGUUGUUAGCCCUGUGCCCAACCCCCUAACUUGGAAGACCGGUGGAUCGCGCCUCGUCGGACCCCUACCUUUCGACCUGUCCGGCUUGGGUGGCCCUACCAGGAGACGAAGCUCCCGCCGGCAUAGCUCUAGGGGUCUCCGAGGCACUCAAGCCCGCCGACCACGACAAGGUGGCGAUCCUUCGAGGAUGUUCUCCUUACGGUUCUUUAUACACAUUUCCUAAGUACUGACAAGGAGAACUUGUUUAACAGUCAAGAGUUUCUUUAGUUGGUGAUUAUUUCCUUUAUUCUUGUCACCUUAAUGUGGGAUCCAGGGGUGAUGUUAGAUGCUAGUCACUCUUAGGGAAUCGUUAGUAUUUCAAGCUGAAGUGGUCCUCUCAGACGUCUUUUUGGCAAUUAUCUUAACUUUAAAUUUGUGUUUGAAGGUGGAACCAGCGAAGAAGAGAUGAUGAGAACCGAUGUAAUUGCUGCCGAGGUGCAAACGAAUAUCAUCACUUACUCUAAUAGUAUUAUGGUUUUUGUUACAUGGGAGCACCUAACAUUUCUGAACGUACGACUUUUGACGUACUUUGUUUUGUCGAUCAAGGGAUGCAAUUUCUAACGCUUAGUAGGUCUAAUAAGAUCGUUUGGUUUUGGGAAUUAGCUCCUCGGUUAAGGGAAGGGUGAAGGGCUAACGCUCGAAACGUUAGCUUUAGAAUUUCUUUACGGUGGCCAUUUUGCAUUAUCAAAUCGGUUUUUAAAACCAAAUUAUCUGGUGUACUCCCCUAUCGACACAGCUUCACAGUUUCUUUAGAUGUUUAACCCCGUUAUUCGCUUAUUGGAUCGAGUAUCAAAUUUAUCAUGAUUAAAAUGGAUUUUGAACUAAAUUAAAUCUGAGAAAGAAAAAAACCUUCUGAAAAGUUGUUGAAAAGUAUAAGAUGUGGAAACAUCUCACCCGGCUACAAGUUGAUCACUAAUCAUUAAAGAUCGAAAGACUGAUGUGUGUUCGUGCCAGCUGAACUGUGAAUCAGGAGUCCCGAGCUCAAGGAAGUUUUGCUCACUUCUUAUAAGUGAACAUUUAACAAAAACUGUCUUUGUAUUUUGUUCUAAUGGCAGUUGGUUUCGAGCGGUUACUGUCAGUAAAUGAACUCAACAAGUUACAUCUUGUCUUUGUUAGUCAGUGUUCUUCGGACAUGGAAAAAGAGUUCGCUGGAAAUAGUCCUUGGUACACUUAAUUUCAAGAGAAAAAUGUUUUGUUUUCGCUGCUAAGCCCGAUGAGAAAAAUUAGAUGACCAGAAAAAAUGGCCACUUCAAUUGACUGUCCGUCUUUUUGGUAUCCGGUCAUUUCGUAUUCAGGUACAGUCGUUUCGUACCCAAGUUUGAGUCGUUCCGUACCCAAGUUUGAGUAGUUUCGUACCCAAGUUUGAGUCGUUGCCUACCCAAUCCGCUGAUCGAUUCAUACAGAUAUCAAUCGUUGCGUACAACAAAUAAGUAGAGUCAAGCGAGUAAGACACAAAGAGAAAUCUGUAUACUUGUGACCUUCUCGACAAAAACAAUAUAAUUAUUGCUUGACGCAAGGUAAGUGUGAUAUUUUUAGUUGAAAAGUUUAUCGUUUUUACUUGUCACUUUUUUAACAAUAACAGCUCGUGUUAGUGUGAUAUUUUUUCUCCAAUUGCUAACUUGGAAAACAUACUUUAUUAGUUUGGGUACGAAACGACCGAGCUGGGUACGAAAUGAAUGAGCUGACUGGGUACGAAACGACCCAGUUGGGUAAGAAACAACUGGGUACGAAACGACCAAGGGUACGAAAUGACUGGCAACCGUCUGUGUUUUAUCAUAAUUAUUAUCAUUAUUGUUAUUAUCAUCAUUACAGGCAGUGGACUUCAUCAAUGGAUUCAUAAAAUUCACUUAUUUCAGUCCAGACAUGGUAAGAGCGUGUUUAUAACUGAGUCAAAUCAAGUAAUAAGACGUUUUAAGGGUUUCAUUCAAUUUUUUCGCGCACAAAACUGAAUUUUUCGCCUUCCGAAGUCUCUGAUGUUGUUCUUUGACGAUUUUGUUAUCCGGGGUUUGAGCAACCAAUCAGAGCGUGCAUUCAACGCUUUCCAUUGGUUUAGUAUAUACUAACACGAGUUAUCAGAAAUUAGCAAAAAAAAAACGUAAACUAAUCCAGCUGAGUGGUGACAUGAAUUAAUAUACCUUUAAGGAUUGUAAUACAGUUUUGUUAGUUAUAGUUGUAUUUAUUUCUGGUAAAACCAACUUGGUAUCAACACUCCAUUUAUUUUACAGGAAGGGGGAAGAGAAGCGUAUUUGAAUUCUUGCAAAGUGUUUCUUCAGCGUCACUCAGACUUCCUCAGCACGUAUCCUUACUUCACCGGCGAUCAUGUGAGUAUUCUAUGGUACAUUUUCCUAAUCAUCCCUUACUCCUUAAAUCCUUGUUGAGUAAUAAAUGAAGAGAGAGUAUUAGUAGAUAAGAAGGAUAGGAAGGCCACAAAAGGGAAUAAAAGAAUAAAAGGAAAAGGCGCCAAUGGGACACGAAGACUCAUGCGAGGCGCCUAUCCAACGGAAUGAAAGUUCAAAAAUUCUACAAAUUAACGGAUGUAAACAAAGAAACUGGUGUCAGAAAUUAACGAUGGUAACAAGGACAAUCCUGCGUGAUCGACCACGAAAAAACUAGGUCCACAUAAAAAGCUGACAUUAAAACGGACCCAUACGUAUUUUUUGAAAGAACCCGGGAGAUAAAAUUACCAGGCAACGGUAUAUUGCAUAUCGUAUCCCACAAUUGUAUAAUACGAAAAAAACACGAAUCUUGAAAAUUACUGGUAAUACAGGCUAGGACAGUAAGAUAGAACUCAUUCAAGAUGUCGCUCAUUCUAUAUAAACUCGACACGCGUAGCUUGAUAAUUGAUCCAACUGGCAGAUCCAACAACCUUUGUAAUUGACAUGUGAAAACAUGUGGAAUUUAUGUGCCAAUUAAUUUGAAGCUUUAACAUCCUUCUCUGGGGCAACCCACGGGAGUUUGACUGUCGUCUCUGCUGUCGUCCGUGUCAAAUCCAGCAUUUAAGGUAGGGCAACUAAUCUUCAAAUGUUCAAAUGCCCGAGGGGUUUCCCGGAGGGGAUAUUGAAGCUUCGAACUGAUCGACGCAUAUUCCAUUUCUUCCGCCUCUUAUUUAGUUAAGUUUUGCCGAUUUCAUGAUGUAUGAAAUCUUGGAUCAACUACGAACCUUUGAGCCAUUAGCUCUUAAUCCAUUUCAAAACAUCAAGGACUUCAUGGCCAGAAUCGAGGUAAGAUACAAAGAUGCAAUGAUGCCUAUUUUCUGAUCGAUGAACGAACCGAUCUCGGAAAGCAAAAAUCAUAGAGUGACGUAGAACGGAACCAAGGUAAUCACUAAGACCAAUCAGGGCGAAGGGAAAUCUCACAAGGAGCCAAUGGAAAAUUAAGGUAACAAAAAAGCAAAGUGCAUCAAGCGCAGGAAAACGCAAACAACUAAGUUCCGAUUGGUUUUCGUUUUGCAUCUGAUUGGCGAAGCAGAUGGCGCCAGUUUACUGGACCAAUCGCAUGGCAAAGUAAAGCAAAACCCAUAAAAUUUCUAACUACUUUUGACCCUCAUUAAAUAUUGCUCUAGAAGUACGAACAAGUUGAAAUUGUGCAGAUGCUGUACGAACAUGAAACACUGUUGAUACUAGGUAAACUGUGUAGUAUAAUUUGAUAAACUGAACUGACUACACACGCAUUGGAAUACUGACGCAUCAAUUAGUUCACCAUUUAUCACGAUUUUGCUUUUUUUAUCAUACGAAACAAAUCGAUUCGCACGGCAACAUGAAUAUCUAUUUGCUAAUUACACAGUCAAACACAAAACCGUUUAUUCUUCUUUUAGAUUUUUGUCUUUCACAAAUCAUAUCACUGUCUUUUAAUUUACCAGCGCAUUCCUGCUAUUAAAGAGUUCUUGGAGUCUGAGUACUUCCGUAAUCGACCAAUUAGCAACAAGAUGGCACAGUGGGGAACCAAGCCUAUUCCCCGUCAGUGA